Molecule: messenger RNA, 1194 nt
Organism: Vanrija pseudolonga
Lineage: Eukaryota; Fungi; Basidiomycota; Tremellomycetes; Trichosporonales; Trichosporonaceae
Gene: tigA
Product: Protein disulfide-isomerase tigA
Exons: 6
Coding region: 1-1128 (375 amino acids)
Biological process (GO): protein folding
Cellular component (GO): endoplasmic reticulum
Molecular function (GO): protein disulfide isomerase activity
Source: RefSeq, a predicted model, not a curated record
AUGCGGUUCUCCCUCUCCGCCGCGCUGCUCGGCCUCGUCGGCCUCGUCGCCGCGUCUAAUGUCGUCGACCUCGACUCUAAGAACUUUGACUCUAUUGUCGGCAAGGACAAGGGCGCGCUUGUCGAGUUCUGGUGCGGACACUGCAAGACCCUUGCCCCCAUCUAUGAGAAGCUUGCCGACGCCUUCCCCGGCGGCAAGGUGAUCAUCGCCAAGACUGACGCCGACGGUGUCGGCCGCGACCUUGGCAGCAAGUAUGGCAUCCAGGGCUUCCCUACCCUCAAGUGGUUCCCCGCCGGCUCGCUCGAGCCCGAGGACUACAACUCUCCCCGCGACCUCGACUCGCUGGCCAAGUUUGUUACGGAAAAGUCGGGCGUCAAGUCCAACAUCAAGCCUCCCCCUCCCCCCGCCGCCAAGGAGCUCGACACGACCAACUUUGACGACGUUGUCAACGGCUCCAAGAAUGUCCUCGUCGCCUUCACUGCCCCCUGGUGCGGCCACUGCAAGAACAUGAAGCCCGCGUACGAGAAGGUUGCCAAGGCCUUCUCGACCGAGUCGGACUGUGUUGUCGCCCACGUCAACGCCGACGAGGCCGAGAACAAGCCCCUCGCUUCCCGCUUCGACGUCAAGAGCUUCCCCACCAUCAAGUUCUUCCCCAAGGGCAGCUCGGAACCCGUCGCCUACUCUGCCGGCCGCUCCGAGGAGGCCUUCACCGACUUCCUCAACGAGCACUGCGGCACCUUCCGCUCCCCCUCGGGCCUGUACAACGAGUUUGCCGGCAAGAUCUCCGAGCUCGACGACCUCGCCCACCAGUUCAUGGACGAGAUCCCCACCCGCGCCGAGAUUGUCAAGCGCACCAAGGAGGCCGUGACCGAGUUUGUCGCGACCGCCGACAACAAGGCCAAGGCCGGAGCCGAGUACUACCACAAGGCCAUGGAGCGCAUUGUUGAGAAGGGCGACGCCUGGCUCGAGAAGGAGAAGACCCGCCUUACCAACCUCCUCGCCAAGGACUCGCUCGCGUCGUCCAAGCUCGACGAGCUCAAGGUCAAGGUCAACAUUCUCUCCUCGUUUGUUGCCAAGCGUGUCGGCGAGCCCAUCUCUGACGAGGAGCCUGCCCACGACGAGCUCUAAGUGCAUGCAUCUCGUGCAUUUAGUCCAAAGCCAUAGCCAUAUCCGCAAUGCAUCACGUCGUUUACA